UUUUUUUUUCUGCAUGCCGCACAUGACUGCGCAGCACUGUGGCGCUGAGCGUGGCCAGCCACACUCUGCCCUGGCCGGAGCAACAGAGCCAGCCCCUGGAAGCAGCACCGAGACGAUUCCAGGGCGCUCUCCGUCGGGGUUUCAAAUCCAUCGCUCCGCCAGCAACGAGAGAAGUUUCGCUUGUCUGAAAUCCACAUACCCCCCCCUCACCUAUCUAUCCCCUAACACACGAACGAUGGCCUGGAGAUGCACCGGAUCGUCCAACGCUGAGCUCGUCAGGAAUCUGGCCAGAGCCCGCAUCAUCACCAAACCCGCAGUCGAACAGGCAAUGCUCGCCGUCGACCGGGCCAACUAUUGUUCCCAUCAGCCAUACACGGACGCCCCGUUCUCGAUUCAGUAUGGAGCAACCAUAUCGGCCCCUCACAUGCAUGCCUUUGCCCUCGAGGCCCUCUGCGAUGUGAUUCAUGAAGGCAGCCGCGUCCUGGAUGUUGGCUGCGGAAGUGGCUAUCUCACGGCAUGCUUUGCCGCUCUGGCCGGAGAGACCGGCAAGGUCGUCGGGAUCGAGCAUAUCCCUCAACUGGUGCAACUGAGCCAACAUAACAUUGCCAAGGACCACCCCGAGCUGCUCGAGAACGGCCGCGUGGACAUUGUCCAGGGCGACGGCAGGAACGGGUACGCGGCGGAGGCCCCAUACGAAGCCAUCCACGUCGGGGCGGCGGCAUACCCCGUCCCACAGGCGCUGCUCGACCAGCUCAAGGUCGGUGGCCGCAUGAUGGUCCCUGUCGGCCCAUGCCGCGGCGACCAGGCCGUGUUCAUCUACACCAAGAACGAGCGAGGCGAAAUCACCAAGCAGAGGUGGAUGGAUGUUCGCUACGUGCCGCUGACGGACGCCUCGAAGCAGCUCGAGGGCCAGUAGCCAACAUCCCACGAGCCUGUCAUCCAGAGUCCAAUUGUAGCUCCUUUUUCGCUGCGAGCGACGCCGGUGGGUGUCCCGCACCAGUCACAAUGACAACAAGCUCGUCCGCCUUCCAUCCGAGCGGCGGCUAUCGGCAAGUCGGCAAAAUCGGCGUGGCUGUUGGUGGCGACAAGGGGGGCUGGCCGCAUCCUCCUGGCUGGGGUGGCUGGGUUGACAGCCAAGCCUCGCUGCCAGGGCCGUGCACAGCGAGAGGAGACGAGGUCAACCUCUGCCGGCGGUGCGAUGCGUGCUCGGCCGUUGCCGUGGACAGCUGAUCCACCGCCAAGACGAAACACGAUUGGAGAGUCGCAGCCACAGCAGGCAGGCAAAGGAGCAAUCGAGCAAAGGAGCAAUCGAGCAAGCCGAGGAGCAAGCCGAGGAGCAAGCCGAGGAGCAAGCCGAGAAGCAAGCGAGCAGCUGAGCAGCCGCCUUGGGCUCAGAGAGG
Messenger RNA from Polychytrium aggregatum, 1400 nucleotides. RefSeq names its product protein-L-isoaspartate O-methyltransferase-like protein. NCBI's taxonomy places the organism in Eukaryota, Fungi, Chytridiomycota, Chytridiomycetes, Polychytriales. Gene Ontology annotation, molecular function: protein-L-isoaspartate (D-aspartate) O-methyltransferase activity. Bases 236 to 916 code for a protein of 226 amino acids. Gene Ontology annotation, cellular component: cytoplasm. The transcript has 9 exons. The record is from RefSeq and is a predicted model, not a curated record. Gene Ontology annotation, biological process: protein modification process.